GCGGCAGCGUCAGACCGGAAGUGACGGCCCAGCACCGAGAACACGCGGAGGUUGCGGUCCGUCGUUCCCCGUCGCGAUGCCGAAGGCCCGGCGGGCGCGGGGCACCGGCCCUAAUGCCGGCCCCGCGGUGCCGCUGGCCGAGCAGAUCCUGCAGGACGCGGCCCCUCGGGCUACGGCGCGGGGAAAACGGCGCGGCGGGGCGGAGGAGGAGGAUGGUGCCGACGGUGACGGCUACGUGGAUGCGCGACUGUCGCGGCGCAUCCUGGAGCAGGCGCGGAGGCAGCAGGAGGAGCUGGAGGCUGAGCACGGACCCGGAGGGCCCGGGCAGCGCAGCACCGCGCUGGGCCCCAUUGUGGACUCAGAGGAGGAGGAUGAGGAGUGGCCCUCACUGGAAAAGGCAGCGGCACAGAGAGGACAGGCUGGCGGAGAAGUGGAGGUGGAUCCCGAGGACGAGAAGGCCAUUGAGAUGUUCAUGAACAAGAACCCACCACUGAGGCGCACGCUGGCGGACAUCAUCAUGGAGAAGAUCACAGAAAAGCAGACAGAGGUGGAGACGGCGCUGUCGGAGAUCUCGGGACGCCCCAUGCCACAGCUUGAUCCCCGCGUCCUGGAGGUCUACCGGGGAGUCAAGGAGGUGCUGUCCAAGUACAGGAGUGGGAAACUCCCCAAGGCAUUUAAAAUCAUCCCUGCCUUGUCCAACUGGGAGCAGAUCCUCUACAUCACAGAGCCGGAGGCGUGGACGGCUGCAGCCAUGUACCAAGCCACCAGGAUAUUUUCAUCCAACCUCAAAGAGAGGAUGGCCCAGCGGUUCUACAACCUGGUGCUGCUGCCACGGAUCCGGGAUGACAUCGCCGAGUACAAGCGCCUCAACUUUCAUCUCUACAUGGCUUUGAAGAAGGCUCUAUUCAAGCCGGCAGCCUGGUUCAAAGGAAUCCUCAUUCCGCUGUGCGAGUCAGGAACCUGCACGCUGCGGGAGGCCAUCAUCAUUGGCAGCAUCCUCACCAAGUGCUCCAUCCCUGUCCUCCACUCCAGCGCGGCCAUGCUGAAGAUUGCUGAGAUGCAGUACAGCGGCGCCAACAGCAUCUUCCUUCGGCUGCUCAUCGACAAGAAGUAUGCACUGCCCUUCCGUGUGGUGGAUGCCCUUGUCUUCCACUUCCUGGCCUUCCGCACAGACCAGCGGGACCUGCCCGUGCUGUGGCACCAGUGCUUCCUGGCCUUUGCCCAGCGCUACAAGGAGGACCUCUCCUCGGAGCAGAAGGAGGCUUUGCUCGAGCUGCUCAAGUUCCAUAGCCACCCACAGAUCUCCCCGGAGAUCCGGAGGGAGCUGGUGAACUCCAAGACGCGGGAUGUGGAGGGGCAACAGCCUGUGGCCAUGGAAUGGGCAGGGAAAAGCUGCAGCCUGCCCAGCUCUCAGGACACUGCAGGAUGCUGUUUGGAGCCUGGUGCGUGAGUGGAGGCGUUACUGGAGCAUCCAUUCCGGGAUCCUGCUGCUCUGAGCAGGCGCUGGGUGCAGGUUGUGCCCAUGGACCCAUGCUCCCUGCCCAGCUUGUCCCAGGCAGGGCAGCCCUUGUCCUCCCACCUGGAAACCUGGUGCCAUCAGCACCCAGAGGGUUUGACUUCUUCCUGGUUAGGAAAUAAAUCCCAAGCCGUGUCCAUCAGUCCAGGUCUGCCA
Molecule: messenger RNA, 1672 nt
Organism: Cuculus canorus (common cuckoo)
Lineage: Eukaryota; Metazoa; Chordata; Aves; Cuculiformes; Cuculidae
Gene: BYSL
Product: bystin like
Exons: 7
Coding region: 77-1450 (457 amino acids)
Biological process (GO): rRNA processing
Cellular component (GO): cytoplasm; preribosome, small subunit precursor; nucleolus
Molecular function (GO): snoRNA binding
Source: RefSeq, a predicted model, not a curated record